Messenger RNA from Drosophila eugracilis, 3861 nucleotides. RefSeq lists its product as uncharacterized. The record is from RefSeq and is a predicted model, not a curated record. Gene Ontology annotation, molecular function: iron ion binding; heme binding; oxidoreductase activity, acting on paired donors, with incorporation or reduction of molecular oxygen. Bases 1 to 3120 code for a protein of 1039 amino acids. Lineage: Eukaryota; Metazoa; Arthropoda; Insecta; Diptera; Drosophilidae. The transcript has 3 exons.
AUGGCCGUGAUAGUCGUACUGCUCCUCGGUGUUAUAACACUAGCCGCGUGGUUCGUGCACCAAAACUUUAGUUAUUGGAAACGCCGCGGGAUUCCUCACGAUGAGCCCAACAUUCUAUUCGGGAACUCUUUCGAGUCCAUGAGAACUAUGCAAUUAUCAAAUAUUUUCAAACGAACCUACUUCAAGUUUAAAAAGAACACCGAUGGACCAUUCGUGGGAUUUUAUAUGUUUUUUAAAAAGAUGGCCAUCGUCACAGAUAUUGAUUUCGCAAAGACGGUAUUAAUUCGCGAGUUCGACAAGUUCCACGAUCGGGGAAUUUUUCACAACGAACGGGAUGAUCCACUGACCGCUCAUCUAGUGACCAUUGAAGGUCAGAAGUGGAAAACUCUGCGCCAGAAAUUGACUCCCACAUUCACAUCUGGCAAGAUGAAGACUAUGUUCCCCACGAUUUUGGACGUGGGCGACAACAUGAUUCGAGUUUUUGAUAAGAACAUUUCCGAAAGUAAAGACUCUUUGGAGAUAACGGAUUUAGUAGCCCGUUUCACCGCUGAUGUAAUCGGAACCUGUGCCUUCGGAUUGGACUGCCACAGCUUGUCUGAUCCCAAAGCGGAGUUUGUUAAAAUGGGAAAUGCUGCCAUCACCGAACGACGAUAUGGAAAGUCCAUGGAUCUCUUUUUGUUUGGGGCCCCAAAACUAGCAGCCAAGUUGCGUAUGAAGGCGAACGUCCAAGAAGUCGAGGACUUUUACAUGAAUAUCAUCAAGGAAACCGUGAGCUAUCGCAUCAAAAACAAUAUAAAACGAAACGAUUUUAUGGACAUGCUAAUUGAUAUGAAACUGAAACACGAUAGCGGCGACAAGUUAAAUGGCUUGACAUUCAACGAAAUCGCUGCCCAAGCUUUUAUAUUCUUCCUGGCUGGAUUUGAAACCAGCUCCACAACCAUGGGAUUUUCUCUUUAUGAGUUGGCCAACAAUCAGGAUAUUCAGGAUAAGCUAAGGAUUGAAGUAGAUAGUGUCCUGAAGAAAUACAAUGGAAAACUAUGUUAUGACAGCAUGAGGGAGAUGAUUUACUUGGAAAAGGUCAUUGAUGAAACCAUGAGAAAACGCCCGGUAGUUGGACAUUUAAUCCGCAAUGCCACUCAACGCUACGAGCACAGCAAUCCAAAGUAUUACAUUGAAAAGGGCACUGGAGUGAUCGUGCCCACCUUGGCCAUUCAUCAUGAUCCCGAGUUCUACCCAGAACCAGAGAAGUUCAUUCCUGAGCGUUUUGAUGAGGAUCAGAUCCAGCAGCGUCCUCCUUGCACAUUCUUGCCUUUUGGUGAUGGUCCUAGAAACUGCAUUGGACUGCGAUUCGGAAGAAUGCAGGUUGUCGUUGGAAUGGCUCUGCUGAUCCACAACUUUAAGUUUGAGGUGCACCCCACAAAGACUGUAAUACCUUUAGUUUAUAGGCCCGAUGAUAUUCUCUUGAGUUCUAAGGGCGGAAUUCAUUUGAAAGUCAGUAGGGUUGGGAAAUUCAGAAUAAACAAAAUCGUAACUAUCCACCUAACUACCUACGAAAUGCAAAACAUGUGGAUCGUUUUCCUGAUCAUCGGAUUGUUGGUGCUCGGGCUGCUGGUUCUGCUAAUAAUAGCGGCGCGGUAUCAGAGAGAUUAUUGGCGCUAUCUGAACAUUCCGCAUGAGAGGCCGAAAAAGCUAUGGCCUAUCAUCAGGCAAAUAAUGACGCAGACAUUAAGUACUGAGGCAAUGAAGGCGAAUCAUUAUUCGGCCAUAUACAACAAGUUCAAGGGAAGCGGUCCAUUUUGUGGAUUCUACGCUCUGCUGCAGCCACGAGCUUUGAUCCUCGACCGGGAGCUGAUCCGACAGAUAAUGAUCAAAGACUUUUGGAAUUUCAAUGAUCGUGGAUUGUAUUGUAACCAGAAAACAGAUCCUUUAUCCGGUGAUCUCUAUGCUUUGCGAGGAGAGAGCUGGAAGGAGAUGCGCAGGAAAUUGGAUCCUAGUCUUGAAGGUGAUCGCAUGUCCUGGCUGUAUGGUUGCCUCUAUGGUGAGGCAGCGGAGCUCCUGCUAACUGUUAGUUCUACUCUUAUGAGUCAGUCACAUUCCACUCUUCACAUUCAGAAGAUUAUGCGACGCUAUGUUUUGUCUGCCCUGGCGAAAUGUGUUUUUGGUUUGGAUGCCCAGCAGAGGUUGUCGUAUCCAUUAGAUGGUUUCGAGCAGAUGACUGAAAUGGCCUUGAAUAGUCAUAAACAUGGCUACCUAAUGAACCUAAUGAUGAUCCGCUUUCCGAACUUCUGUCGAAUGCUGCGUAUGCGUCGUACUCCCAAACCGGCAGAGGAUUAUUUCGUGAAGCUUCUUUCGAAUAUUGUGGAGCAGCGUGAGGCGUCGGGUGUCCGACAACAGGACUAUCUGCAACUCCUGAUGGAUGUCAAAGCACUGGAAUUGAUCACCCACCAGUAUGAAUCAGAUAAGGAGCUGGCAUUGCAUCUGCAAAAUGAACUGGCCGCCCAUGCAGUUGUCUUUUUGAAGGCAGGAUACGAGCAAACGGCCAACACUCUGUCCUAUGUUCUCUACGAACUUGCCUCGCAUCCGGAUCUGCAAAUCCGAGUUAGGGAGGAGAUCAAAAAGGCCAUUGAACGGCACGAGGGUAACAUUAACUACGAGUGCAUUCAGUCGCUGGCUUUCAUGGGUCAGGUGAUCAAUGAAACCCUACGGAUGCAUCCCAUAACACCCUAUAUCCUACGUCGCACCCUCAACGAUUAUGCUGUGCCAAAUCAUCCCAAAUACAUACUGGUCAAGGAACUGUUCCUAAUUAUUCCCACACAUGCCAUACAUCACGAUCCGGAUAUUUAUCCAGAGCCGGAGAAGUUCAAACCAGAUCGUUGGGGUGGACCAAGGGAUUCACUGCAGGACCAGGCUACCUGGUUUGGAUUCGGCUUGGGUGCACGAAGCUGCAUAGGAAUUCAGUUUGCGCAGCUGCAACUGCGAUUGGCUUUGACACUCCUCCUCUCCGAAUAUGAAUUCACGUUAGAUACUAGGAAGCCAUUGGUAAACUUGGAUGAUGGCAUAGCGCUUACUCUGAUGCCAUUGGGAGUUAUAGAACCCGGGAGUGAGGAGAGAGCGGUAUAAAUUGGAGACAAGAUCACUGACAUGAGUCGAAACUCUGAGUUAGUUAAAAUAUUUUCUGAACUCAAUUUAAAUAUUUCCGCUUUCUGCUUAAUAUGGAAAAGUGAUUAAAGCGUCUUAUUUGUUGUUAUAAAAAUGUGUAGAUGACCAAGAGAUUAAGCUUAUGUCAGUGUCUAAGUCUCUGGCUUUAGCUUAAUGAUGAAGAAUUUACUCGAUGAACAAAGUCUAGAAAGCAAUACUAAACUCAGCAUGUUAACCAACCAAAAAAUAAUUACGAAACUAAAGGUCAGCAAUUUAGAAUAGUUAAUUUUAAAUACAUUUUCUUUAUUUAAGAAUUUAUUUAUUUUGAAAAACAUUUCGUUUAAAAUAGCUUUUGUUUAAUUUCUAUUAAAUACACAUUGUCCUCCUAAGGAUGAACCUUUUGAUUUGUUAAAAUUUUUGUCAAUUUGAUUCAUUGUUUGUUGUUAUUUAUGGUUAGUAUAUAUUUAUAUCGUUUUUAUUUUGCAUUGUCGAUUGCUUGAUAUGGUUGGUUGGUUUGUCGGCUACUCUAAGAUCGGUAGCUCAGGCCUGUGCAGUACUUAAUAGCAAGUGUUGAUCGUUUUGUGUCAGAUAUAGUAUAUAUAUAUUAAAGAGUCUGCUGUUUUCGUUGAUUAAUCAAUAUCGAAAUUAUAUAGUUACAUUACACAUUAGCACUAAAAAUUAGAUUUACAAAUAAAUAAAAUAUAUAUAUAUAUAUAUAUAUAU